Messenger RNA from Melanotaenia boesemani (Boeseman's rainbowfish), 5107 nucleotides. RefSeq lists its product as uncharacterized. Gene Ontology annotation, biological process: positive regulation of Rho protein signal transduction. The record is from RefSeq and is a predicted model, not a curated record. NCBI's taxonomy places the organism in Eukaryota, Metazoa, Chordata, Actinopteri, Atheriniformes, Melanotaeniidae. Bases 632 to 4252 code for a protein of 1206 amino acids. The transcript has 10 exons. Gene Ontology annotation, molecular function: guanyl-nucleotide exchange factor activity.
AAAGAGGUCGUGUAUCCUGGAUCCUCCAGGAAAAUCCCCCAAACUCAGAACUAGGAGCAACUGAUGAAACAGGAAUGACUGUUUAGUACAAGGUUGUACGUCCGUACCGUCACCGUCCAGCCUGCACGGACCCCAGCGUGGAGCUGCCAUCAGUUUCUUAAUUGUGAGGAGUCGCGAGGUUUCAACCUGCUCUCUGAAUCUGAAGCCACGCAGAAUCGGGACUCCUAUCUGAGGUGAUGGGGGAGAAAGCGCUUUAAAUAAAACUCAGAGAUAAACCGUAAUGCAUCCCCCUGUGUCCUGUUAGAACAUCAGCCACAGCUGCAUGCACAGUCACAUGAAGGCAGUGUGACUGACGGAAUCAAGAUUUAAACAUCAUGCUAAAACAAGACGGUUCUGUCCAUUUGGCCGGUUGCUGGUCCUUCUAAGCUCAGAGCCACAUCUGUCUGGCUUUGUGGAAGCUCCAGACCGAUUGGGGUACUGAGGGAAGACUGAGAAAAGGAAGUUGGGCACUCUGGGAUCUGAGUCAAUGAGCUGUUGGACAAUACAAGAACAGAGACUUGAUUAAAAUGGGGCUGCAAAUUUUACUCCCUGCUGACUGUGUGUCUGAGGACCUCUCACUCUACCCAAAGCCAUGCCAGACGUGAAGCCUCCCCCAUCAUGUGACUACUCUUCAGCUUCCUCUGCUGCACUCUCUGCCGGCUCUCCUGCUGGCUGCAACUCCCCCUUCGACCUUGUCAUAGACAUGGAGCCCUGCAUUGCUAACCUCCCUCUGUCGCCGGACCCCUUGUCUUCCUUCCCGCGACACAGACUCAGCGUCCCUCAUUAUCCGGGCAUCCCGGGACCUCCCUACCCGCUCAUGGCCAGGUGCAACAGCAGCACACUACUCACCAACUUAGGGCUGAGGUAUUGUUCCAGCAGGCAGGGCCCUCUUGGAACAGAGCCAGGACAGGGGCUGGCCCCAGGCUCCUUCAUCCACACUGGAAAUAACAGCAGCAGGCCUUACAGGAGUAUGGAGAACUUGAACUGGAACUCUAUGACAGAUUCUGGCUUGUGCACAUUCAGUGAUGCUCCUUGCAGGAGCGUAGAUAGUGAGUUUAUUUUACGGUAUACUUCCUCUAGCCACUGGUAUGAUGGACCUCCAGAUGGAUCUGUACUGGGGGCCCAUGGGCUAGUACCCAAUCCAGAAAGCUUGGCAUUUUACCCUCGUCAUGGGCCGCCCAGGAAAGACCUGCCGCUCUUCCCUCAGUUGUUGUUUCCAGGUGGUGUUGACGAAUGGGAUGCAAGGAAGGGCCUAAGGGAGAAACUCCGCCUCCACAUUGCAAAGUCAUCUGUUGAGCCUGUCAGGCCCCUUCCAUUGCGGCCUCAGAUGGCCCCAAAUGUCACACCUGCUGAACAGGAAGCUGUACAUCUAAGGAGUUCAACAAGUAUUGGCUCCAGACCGCUGUGCACAAUGCGCACAUCACCAGAAGAGAUCAAGCAAGAGGUCUUGAGGCGUUUACAACUCCGGCGGCAGAACAGUAGCCCCAACUUGGCUGUCCACAACUCUCCAUCCAGCCCAAAAGCAGUUAAGACAUCCUACACAACAGACAACAUUGCAGGAAACAGGAGUGGAACAGAUUCUGCAUGUGAGCGUCGGAGACCUCCAGUGGGACGUAUACAUAUCCCUACGUUUGAGGAGUUCAAGAGGAUGAGGCAGAGGGAAGGGAUGCUGAGCUCUGAUUCCACAGCAGGCUCUGUAGUAUCUGUAAAACAUGACCUGCCACAGGAUAACAGAAGUUCAGACAGCAAAAUAAUCACUUCUGAUCAGUCUGACUCUCAGUUGGGUUCUAGUGGAGAAAAGAGAGAGAAUCCUGAAGAGGUGGCGAGUGAUAAAGGCCUGCAGACCAUCACCUCCUCAGACCAACUUGCUUUCAUCACCGUAACCAAUAACUACACCACAGCAACCACUUUGUCCUCCAGUUCUGUCACCAGCACAUACUCUCCAAUCCGCACAGGCCCGUCUCCACGUUCACCCCUGCAGCCUCAGGUCAGCUCAACCCAGGACAAAGCCACUGUUGUAGGAGGUGAUGGAAGUGGCAGGCGUCGGAGGAGCAGUCUGGAACCAGCUGGGUCGGUUCCCCUCCCACCCGGCAAAAAGAACUGGGAACAUCCCUCCAGCUGCUGCCCGGCACUCCUUUUGGAAGGGACAGACCUGUCCAGCUACGGAGCCAAGAUCUAUAAGAUGAAGGAUGGGCUCAUUGGAUCUGCACUGGACCUUAUCAAAAAGAGCUGCAGUGCAGAGAUCUCAGCUGAGGCCCCCGUCAGGCUGUCAGGUGACCGGGACGGAGGCUGUGACAUCACCACCUCCUCCACCGACUGUCAGCCCUCCGCCGUUGCCAUGGCAACGUCGGCAACGGCCUGCAGAGCCGAGGCUGGCAACGAGGCGCCUGCAGGAGAAGGAGGAGGAGGAUCAGAGGAAGCAGGAGAAUGCCACACCAGCCUGGGCUGCAGGCGCUCCAGCUCGGACGCAGCCUAUGAGCCAGCUAAGACGGUGAGGGCGCAGCGUGAGUGCCGCCUCCGGCCCCACUACAGUGACCCCAUGCCAGCGGACGCCUCCAAGCGCAAGCAGCUGGAAAUGAAGAUCGCUGCCGCUGCCCGACUGCACAGCCACCGUCGAGACCGUGAUCGAGACAGAGACAGUGCACCAGCAGCACUCCGUGGCCACUCAGAACCCCCUGGUGAGGAGCGGCAGUCGAUUCUGGGGGUGACUCGCUCCGGGCAGCAUCGCUGGAGCACCAUCAGCAGCCUGAGUGCAGAUAGCGGCGUGGUGGGCCUCAGCGAUGAGCGGGAGGAGGAGGACAGCGAGCCCCGGCGUCAUCGCAGAACUCGAGGAGCUGAGGUGGAACGAGUGGACAGUGGAAUUGGUCCGGGUCUGUCCCGCACCUGGAAGAGACCAUCCACCUCUCUCAGAGUCUGGGAAGCCCAGAGACCGUGUCCAGACUGUGGUCUGAGGGACGGGGCCUGUAAAGAGCGAGGAGAGCGAAUGUGUGAACGUUGCUCCAAGCUGCGUACUGAGCGUAAGGAAGCCAUCCUGGAGUUUCUGAACACGGAGUCAAGCUAUGGGGAGGACCUUCGGAUCAUCAAAGACGAGUUUUAUAGCCCCAUGCAGAGUGCUGGGCUGCUGACAGCUGAGCAGCUCACUGUGGUGUUCAGUAAUGUUCAAGAGCUUAUCGAUGUCAACGACCGCUUCACUGAACACCUGCAGGACAGCAUCGAUCAGGCUUUUGACCAGGGUGAUGAUGACCUGCUGACAGUGUACAUUGGAGAGAUCUUUCUGGAGUUCGUCAACAUGCUGCCUGCUUUCCAGACAUACUGCCUGCAGCAGUCCACCUCAGUCAACAUGCUAAACAUGCUGGAGAAGGAGAAAGAACUGCUCAGAAUCUUCCUGGACGUUUCCCAGAAUGACAACACUGCACUGCGUCGCAUGAACCUGCGCUCCUUCCUCAUGGCGCCCCUCCAACGCGUGACUAAAUACCCACUUUUAUUAAGCCGUAUCAUUAAGGUCACUCCUGAAUGUCAUCCCGACUACGCACGUCUCCGUGAGGCCAAGAGUCGGGUGGAAUCCCAUCUGGAACACAUUAAUAUGAAGACCAAACAGGAGGGCAAUGGUGUUACCUGGUCUCUGCGCUCAUUCCGUCGUGACAGCCGCAAGAACCGGGAGGUCAUCAAUAUUGAGAUGCGAGAGGUAUCAAUGAAGACGGUGGGCUGGGCAAGAGAAAACACACGAUUCGUCAUGGAAGGACCGCUCCAGCUGUCCCAGCCGGCAGAUGGUCAGUGGGUGAAAAAGGGCAGCAAGGCCCUCAAGUUUCAAAACGUGCAAAGCCUGCUGAUGGUGAGGACACAGCGAGUUGGCGAGGCCUCGUGUCAAGGCUCCGAUCUUGGCGCUCGGGGGGAUCAGGGGGAAGGGGUUGGAGAGAGCAUUCGAGAUGGAGUUCUGGUUCUCAUCAAGGACAAGAGCAGCGGGAAGUUCACUGUGCUGAGAGAGCCCAUCCGUCUGGGAAACUGCGUUGUGUCCACAGAUCCGGACUCUGAGGACACUUUCGAGGUUCUCGAUAUCCGGCGGGAAUCAUUUGUUUUCCGUGCCUCGGACAAAUCUCGUACCCAGCAGUGGUUCCAUCAGAUUAAGAGAUAUGCUCGAGACUUGGGCACCUGGAGGAAAAGGCGUAACGCUUUGCCUAACAUCAUGAUCAACACAAACCAGACACGCUCCUGAGACUGGCCUUCUCACAUCUUUGUUACACUGUAAAUAACCCGAGCCCUACUGCAGAAAUAAGCAGAAAUCAUCAAACAGUUCCCGAGUUAAACCACUGGUCCGUUAUGUUAGAUUUCAGAAAACACCAACAGAAUCUGUCUCACAGUCUUGUGAGAAAAACAAAGCACUUUUUUUCUUACAAAGUUGUCAGUGCCCCAUAAAACUAUGUAUGUAGUUUUAAUUUUAAGCAGUUGCAUAAAAAAUAAUAUUACCAGAAAUACCAGAUACUUGGACUACCAAAAAAAAGUUGGGCUGUGCUAGUCAGCCUUGAUUGUAAAGACUGUUUACUUUUGAAGAAACAGUGUUUUCAGUACCUAAGGUGUGUCUGAUAAGAACGCAUGACUGAACAUGACUGACUGCGAAAAGAAAAAUGGUAAUUUAUCGUUUUUUCUUUCUUUUUACACAAGUGGGGAUUAAAAUAAUUUGUUUCUGGUAUGAGAAGGUGCAAACGUUUUAAUUUUUUGUUCAGUGAUUGUUUUGUUGUCACUGCCCUUUCCUGUUUGUGUGCUGCCCUCUAGUGUUUGUUGGCAGCAUAGCAACUUUCACUGCCAGAUAUGCAGCUGAGCAGAGCCUCUCCAACAGGCUGAACAGACCUCCAGUGUCACUGUGUUUAAAUAAAUUUAAAAAAGAAGAAGAACAGCAAUAAUCUCUGCCAGUCUAAUAAGAAGUAGCUACUGUAUAUGCAUUUAAUUUCACAGAAAUUUCCUUUGGUGUUAUUCCUGCUUUACUGUUAUUACACUAUUAAAGCGUCCCUUCAGCACCCUGAGGAAGUCUCUGGUUUGGUCGUUUAAACUGAGAUUAUCUUGGUGCCAUGAA